This is a messenger RNA of Harmonia axyridis, 3061 nucleotides long. It is a transcript of the gene psidin, whose product is annotated as phagocyte signaling-impaired protein. The record is from RefSeq and is a predicted model, not a curated record. Gene Ontology annotation, molecular function: protein-N-terminal amino-acid acetyltransferase activity; protein binding. The transcript has 12 exons. Gene Ontology annotation, cellular component: cytoplasm; NatB complex. Gene Ontology annotation, biological process: N-terminal peptidyl-methionine acetylation. NCBI's taxonomy places the organism in Eukaryota, Metazoa, Arthropoda, Insecta, Coleoptera, Coccinellidae. The coding region runs from base 174 to 2993 and encodes 939 amino acids.
UAGGUUAGAAACUGAAAUAUGGCGUUAUCGGUGCCUUGUGGAUGAGCUAUUUGAAAUCAAAAUAUAAUUUAGCCGCCUUUCCACUAUUUUCCUCAUUUCCAUUAAUAGUGACCGAUUAAAUCAAACAAAUUUUGUAUAUUCUACAAAUAUUAUUAUUUAUUACAAGCGGAAUUAUGUCCAAAUUUCACGUACAAGACAGUUCAGUCAUCGAGCGAAGACUUCGUCCAAUUUAUGAAUGGCUCGACAGUGGAAAUAACAAAAAAGCCCUGCAUGAAUGUGAUAAAGUAUUGAAGAAGUCCCCAAAUUUAUCAUGCGCUAAAGCUUUGAAAGCUUUAACAUUACUCCGCAUUGGAAAGGAAAAUGAUUCAAUAGCAGUUUUAGAUCACCUGAUACCUGAAUGCCCCACAGAUGAAGCCACUCUACAAGCUAUGACUUUAUGCUUUCGUGAAUUACAACAAGUGGAAAGGAUUUGUAAAAUUUAUGAAGCAGCAAUAAGGCAGGAUCCUUAUAAUGAAGAAUUACAUACACAUCUUUUUAUGUCGUAUGUUAGAAUUUCUGAUUUCAAAUCUCAACAGAGGGCGGCUAUGACUCUCUAUAAGUUUAAACCAAAAAAUCCUUAUUAUUGUUGGGCCGUUAUGAGCAUCCUUUUGCAAGCUACAAGAGGGGAAGAUAAAAAUGAUCCGAAAAAAAAAACUCUUCUAUUGAGUCUGGCAGAAAGAAUGAUGGAUAAGCUAAUAACAGAGAAUAAGAUGGAUGCAGAUCAACAAGUUCAGUUGUACAUCAUGAUAUUAGAGCAACAACAAAAGUACAAAGAGAUAUUAGAAGUUAUAGAUGGGCCACUUGGCAAGAAAUUAUCUUGUACAGAUAUUCCCCUAACUAAGAUACCCUAUCUUAUCAAUCUCAAAAAAUGGAGUGAUGUUAAUCUAGUCUGUAAAAAAAUUCUUACAGAAAGUGUAGAUAAAUGGAAUGUUUGGAAGUACUAUGUAAAUUCAGUGCUUGAAUUGAUGAAUCAAAACAAAUUAAUCAAUAACACGGACAAUCACAAAUUCAAGGAAGAUAACUCGGAUACAAUUGAUGAUAUGCCUGAAAAGGCACAUGAAUUCAUUUGUGGGCUUGUUGAAAAUGGUUCUGAUAAUGCGUUCUUACUCAGAGGUCCAUAUUUGGCCAGAUUUGAAUUGUGCUCAAAACUCAUGGAAAAAGGAGUAGAUACUUCGGAAUUGCUUGGGGAUAUUAUAGAGCUUUUUGUGGAGUAUUUCAGAAAGUUUGGACACAAACCAUGUUGUGUCACUGAUCUCAGGUCAUAUUUAAAAUUGUUAGAUGAUGAUAAAAAAUCGGAUUUAAGCACUAGGCUGCUUAAGGAUGUUGGUAUUAGUGCUACAAAUAUUCCAAAAUCGGAACAACAAAUGCAAAGGCAUAUAUGUGCACUUCAGUUGUCAAGGCUCUGUGGUAGCCAUAGAAAUUUGCCUUAUAUCCACCUUAAGGCCUUAGUUACAGCAUUUUCCCUACAUUAUCAACAUGGUUACCAGUCUUAUGGGACUCAGUUAUUACCUACCGACUUGGGGCCUUCAGAUCCAUACGCUUUACUUGCUGCUCAUGUAAUGUACGAUUUAGCACAGAUGCAGAAAAGUGCAGAGCCUAUAAUUGUUGCUUUAGUCCUUUUGGAAUGGUUGCUCAAGAAUAGUCCCAGUAAUUUCCAUGCUAAAUUGCUGUGUGCUAGACUGUAUCAUACUGUUGGUGGUGGUCUUGGAGCUCAAAAUAUGUAUGAUAGCCUUGAAAUAAAACAUUUACAAUUAGAUUCUCUAGGAUAUAUUCAUUGCGCUAGAUUACCAACUACUGGCCUCAUAGGUAUAGCAACAUCACAUUAUGAUACAACGUUAAAAUUUUUCUCUUCUAACUAUAAAGAUAGUGCCGAUCAUUUAACCUCAUCUUACAAGUUUGGUUCUUUCGCAAAAUUGGAAGACUUCAUGGAUUUCAGGGAAAGACUGAAUAAUAGUCUCCACAUCGCUACUGUAACAAUCGAUAAGAUCAUGUUGUCUUUCAUGUGUUGCUUGGACCUAGAAGCUUUAGGCUGCAAUCUACCCAAAAAUAUCAACGUUAAAUGGGAUUUGUUGAGGAAUAAUAGUGAUCUCAAUGUAUAUUCUAAUUGGGAUCCUGAACGUAUAGAGGGGCCACCUGAAGAAUCUGAGGAAAUCAAAACUCUAUUUGCACAGGAUGUCGAUUUUUUGAAGCUCCGUGUUCAGAUGGUUUAUGCUGUUGCUGCAGCUUUGGAAAUUGCCAAAGCUACCACUGGUAUUCAGGAAGCUCAGCUGGAUAAAUUAGAGAAAAUAGUGCAAGAAUGGGAAGACUUCGAGAAAUGUGUUAAGAAAAAAGAUUAUAAGCCUAUCAGUAAGGAUCGUAUUACUCUCCCGUUACCUUCUAGAAUUCACUGCGCUCUGAUAUGUCCUUAUUGGACAAUAUUGGGUAAUUUAUUCAAAUUCCUUGUAGCUGUUGUGAAGCAAGAAAAGGAAAUAUAUGAUGAAUUGCUUACCAUUAUAAAGACUGAACUAAAUAUAUUAAUAGAAAAUGUAGAUUCUAUGAUAAAGAAAACUGUAGACUUUUUGCAGUUGAGAAGUACCAUGGAGUUUGUUGUAAAUAAUGUUGAAAUUGUGUGUAUCGCCUGCAUCAUAUAUGAUAUGUGUAAUGAUUUAGUCAAGCCAAGACAAAGUAAGAAAGGCAAAAGGCAUAUUGUGGAAACUAAGGAGAGGGAAGCAGUCCUAGAUCUAGCAGAAGCUUUAAAAACAACAACAAAGAAUUUAGACUCCAUUCUUCACCUUUGGUCAACAGUGUCAACUCAAACUGAUAUUGUGUCAGAAUUGGAAAGUUUAAAUCUGAACAAUUGUGGCAGCAAUGAGGUGUUUCAAACUAUCUUAGGUAGUCAUAUACAAGCAGUGACGGAAUUAAGGCUCAUAAUAAAAACUAAAUCGGGUUUAAUAAUUUUGUAUGGAGAGGAAUGAUAAUGAAUAUAAUGUUUUUAAUUUGGACUCUGUACUAUUAUUCAAAUAUACCAUGGUUUUUAUUGACA